This is a messenger RNA of Chlamydomonas reinhardtii, 1335 nucleotides long. RefSeq lists its product as uncharacterized. Lineage: Eukaryota; Viridiplantae; Chlorophyta; Chlorophyceae; Chlamydomonadales; Chlamydomonadaceae. The record is from RefSeq and is a predicted model, not a curated record. The transcript has 6 exons. Bases 175 to 696 code for a protein of 173 amino acids.
GUCCAAGGGCUCGAUCAGUCCGGCUCCAGCUCUGGGCGAAGCUGUCGAGCACAAAAUGCCCCGGGCUUCUCGCGAGGUGCUAAACCUGCUUGACCCAUUCAGUCCUCGCGCUCAACACUCCUCAGCACUCCUCAGCAAGACCUUCUAUCCGAGCAAGCAAGCAUACCCCACAAAAUGGCCGUCCACUUCAGCACCAGGCCGUUGGCCGCCGCCGCAGUUGUGGUCGUCGUGGCUGCCUUUUGCGCCGGUGGCGCGAGUGCGGCGGCCGGCGGGGGCGGGGGCCGGCGCGCGCUGCUGCAGCAGGCGGCGUCACCGGCAGUGCCGCCCGAGUGCAUCCAGGCGGGGCUGGCACUCCAGAACUCGUGCAACAAGGAGCUGGAAGUAGCCAGCAAGGCCUUCGGCCUGGCGCCCAACACCGACGUGUCCAACAUCCAGGUGGACACAGGCAAGCUGCGGCAGUACCUGGAGACGGCGCCGCCGCCCGGCAAGGCCUGCUGCGACGCCACUGUGACCUUCAACAACGCCUACUGCUCCUGCUCGCCCCCCGUGCUGGAGCUGGUCAAGUCCUUCACCAACAACGACGUGGCGCAGUACCGCGAGGUGGCCAAGUAUCUGGAAAAGCGCUGCAAGCCCUUGGGCUCGCCCUUCACCCUGUACAUGGACGCAACGUGCCCGGCCGGCAAGAAGAAGCCAUAGAUAGAUUGCUUGGGCGCCGCGUUGCCUCGCUCGAGGCGGGCGGGCGGGCGGGAGGUAGGGGCGGAGGGGGCAAGAGGGGGGAAGGCGGAGCGCCGUGCCGGCGCGCCAGUAGUAGGUGCGUGUUGUGCACAGGUAGGUGCUAUCUUUGGUGACCCCUGUGGCGGGUCGUGGAGCGAGAUGGUGUGCGCGCAACAUGUGAGGUUGCUCUAAGGUAGUGGGGUGCGCGAUAGAUAGAUGUACGUAGAAUGCUGCACAUGGAGGUUGCGGAGUGAAGGAAACCUGCAUUCGCUGAAGGCGCCCAGUGGGCGGCGGGUGAUGCGGGUAGCAAUACAUGGUGGUGGCGGCUGCGGCGGGGGAUGGAGCGAGGGGGCGGCGGCACUCAGCAUGUGCUCGCGCCGGGUCAGGUGGUGGCAGGUGGUAUGUGCUGGGGACUGCGGGCGGCAGGUGCGUGGGGCCAGAUUCUGCGACCAGCAACAUUGUUGAGACUUGUACACAGGGGUUCCCUGCUGCUUUUAUACGCACGACUUGUCUAUGCAUGCGUUGCAGUCAAGUGUGCCUGGAAGCCGGGGCACUUGCCCCCACGCUCCGGCGUUGGUGGGGCACUGCCCUGUGCCGUGCAUGCUGUAACAACAACGUGGC